Molecule: messenger RNA, 725 nt
Organism: Thalassophryne amazonica
Lineage: Eukaryota; Metazoa; Chordata; Actinopteri; Batrachoidiformes; Batrachoididae
Product: fatty acid-binding protein, intestinal-like
Exons: 4
Coding region: 248-649 (133 amino acids)
Biological process (GO): fatty acid transport
Cellular component (GO): nucleus; cytosol
Molecular function (GO): fatty acid binding
Source: RefSeq, a predicted model, not a curated record
AGUGAACAAAGACAGCCUCCCUGUGCAAAUACACAUGCAGGUACAACCAAUGAGAGCCAUCAGACCACAGCAGUGCUCAAAGAGGUGCAGCUGUGUACACUGCCGUUAAAAAAAUGUGAGCUUUAAACAGCCACAUCAGCGUUCAGAUAGAUGGCCAGAUAAACUGGGUGGGCAGGUUUAAAAAGGUGCAGCUUGCGCUUUGAUUGAGACACUCUUCACAGCACAGCGAUCCACCCUCACAGGCACCAUGACCUUCAACGGCCACUGGAAAAUAGAUCGCAGUGAGAACUAUGAGAAGUUCAUGGAAAAAUUGGGGGUUACCAUGGUUAAAAGGAAGGUGGCUGCUGUCGACAACCUCAAGAUAACCAUCGAACAGACCGGAGAAAACUUUCAUAUCAAGGAGAGCAGCACCUUCCGCACGCUGGAACUGGACUUCACCCUCGGGGUCACCUUUGACUACAGCCUUGCAGAUGGAACUGAACUAUCAGGCUCAUGGACAUUCGAAGGAGACAUGAUGAAAGGAAUUUUCUUUAGAAAGGAUAACGGAAAACAACUGACAACGACCAGAGUCGUCCAAGGAAAUGAACUUAUACAGAGCUACAACUACGAGGAUGUGGAUGCAAAGAGGAUUUUCAAGAAAGUAAACUGAACCACAAAACUGUGAAGGAUGUUUAUACCGAAGUGCACUGCUUAUUAAAGCCUGUUUUGAUAUUUGCAGUAAUAAA